AUGAUUGCGCCCAGGUUUGAGGAUGCGGCUUUUGGGUUGCUGAAUGAGGUACUGGAUGGAGACGCACUAGCGGCCAGAAUCGAGGACAACGCAGUAGCACCUGUAGGUUCUAUGGCCAUGGUUGUGUCAGUAUUGAAAGACACUUUCGAAGCCGUGAGUGUAACUCGGGAUGUGAAUGUCUCUGAAGCCGUGGGAGUCUCCGAACCUGCUGAUGUUUCUGAAGUAAUAGAAGCUGCCAAAGAAGCCGUAAUGGCCGUCGAAGUCGGAUCCGUGGAUACCGACAAAGUGGAUGUAGAGGAAACAGUAGUGGUUCUCGGCGACAGGUUGGGCAACAAGCCAAUGACCCCAGCUGUGGUCAAUGAUAGUGUGUCGUCUUCAUCAUCGUCCGGACAAAUGCCCGAAGUGCACGGAUUACUUGAGCAGCAUCCACGGAAGUUGCCUGCCGUGCAGACAUACCACUGCGCAGUCCCAGAGCAAGUAUUAAGGUCUCGAGGGACACGAGACCCGUAG
Molecule: messenger RNA, 510 nt
Organism: Penicillium digitatum Pd1
Lineage: Eukaryota; Fungi; Ascomycota; Eurotiomycetes; Eurotiales; Aspergillaceae
Source: RefSeq, a predicted model, not a curated record